AUGCCUGAUGUGAUGGUACAUGCUUCGGCAACGGAACCAAUGGAUAUGGAGCUGGCUGAAUCGAGCACAAAAAUGGAGCUCGAACCCAAGGUGGAGUCGUCUCUGCUGGCAGAUGACGACUUGGAGAUGGAGUUGAAUCGCACGCUCAAUGAGCAGAUGUCUGAUGAUAAGCCUGAGUCGUCCCGAAUGAUGGAUGAGCCAGAUGCUGAAGGUGAGAAUGAGGGUGACAACGACUCGUUGUUUGGUGGCGAAAAUGAUGACUUGGGUGAGCAACAAGACAUUACUGCAGACGGCGAUGCAGAUGGUGAUAUGGACGCAGAUGGUGAAGCGGAUAUUGAAAAUGUCGCGAAUGCUUUUGGCGAAACGGAUGCAGAUGCAGAUGCAGAUACGGAUAGCGAUGGUGGCGUUGGCACUUCAAACGGCUACGGACGUGCAGACCCAAAAACAGCGCAGCCUCAACGCUCAGCCGAGCAUGAUACCCCCCCUGUGCCGUCGGAACGCAGUGCAUCGCCUUCCAAGACAGCAGAACGCCCUGGAGGUGCCAUUUCAUUGCCAGGAAGGCAGGUGAACAAGCAGGACGACAAAAAGACGAUCACACCGCAAAUACCGAAGCAGGCAACUCCCGAGGCACCGCAUCCUGUGCAUCAGAACAGCGGACGCAAAACCCUUCCGAAACCCAUGUUCGGCUCGAUGAACAUGGCAUGGCAAUACGACGCUGACGUAUCUCGCUUUAGUCAUGAUAUCAUGCUGACCAGCACAUUGUCGGGCCAAGUGAUGAUAUGGGAUCGGCGUGUUGAUCCAAAGUCCUCUAAACACGGAGUCCGUGCACUUGCGUUGCCGGCAGGCACACCUCCUUGGUGCACGGAUGCAUGCUGGAACCACACUGGCGACAAGAUCUAUGUGGGUCGCCGGAACGAACUUGUCGAAGAGUGGGACGUUCGUAUGCUGCCUGACAUUUCGACCAGUGCGUCGCAUCAGAACCGGUCACAAUAUGGCACGGUCCCAUCCCUCGCACGUACGUUGCGGAUGCCACGUGGCAGUGGCCCUGUCAGCUCCGUCGCUGUAUUGCCGAACAAUCGACACAUCGUAUGGUGCGUAUGCCUGCCUGUCUGUCAGGUUUGCAUUCUCGCAUACUAA
Malassezia globosa CBS 7966 is the source of this 1137-nucleotide messenger RNA. RefSeq lists its product as uncharacterized. The transcript has a single exon. Bases 1 to 1137 code for a protein of 378 amino acids. Lineage: Eukaryota; Fungi; Basidiomycota; Malasseziomycetes; Malasseziales; Malasseziaceae. Gene Ontology annotation, molecular function: protein binding. The record is from RefSeq and is a predicted model, not a curated record.